AUGGAAGAUCGAAAGGCCACAGUCGCAGUCGUUGGACUAGGUGCUGUCGGUCUGGUCACGGUCAAGAACCUGGUUGAGGAAGGAUUCGACGUGACUGGUUUCGAAUCCAAUAGCUACAUUGGCGGCGUGUGGCACUUUACAGAGCAAAACCAGACUUCUGUGCUGGAAUCAACCAUUGUGAAUAUUUCAAAGGAGCGCGGCUGCUUUACAGACUAUGAGUUUCCAGACUCGGUCCCUUCUCACGCGAGCGCCAUGGACGUUCAGCGGUACCUGGAAAGCUACGCCAAGCAUUUCGAUCUGGAGAAGCGAUUCCGCCUCGGCGUGUCCGUGCAAAAUAUAAAAUACGACGAAUCGGAUAAGAAAUGGGUAUUAAAAUUGGCAGGCGGCGCAUCGGAGCGGUUCGACAAGGUGGUAGUGUCGACGGGACCGACGUCUCAUCCAAAUAUGCCCAAGAUUGAGGGCGUGGAGCGUUUUACGGGCGAAUUCAUUCAUUCGCAGGCUUUUAAAAGACCAGAGCUAUUCAAAGAAAAGCGAGUAUUGUUAGUAGGGUUGGGCAACACGACUGCCGACACCGUCGAGGCGCUGCGCGGGCAUGCGAGCGAAAUCUACAUCUCACACGCCAAAGGCAUCUACAUUCUCCCGCGAACUACCAAAGACGGCAUCCCUUCGGACCACACCUUGACGCUGCGGAAGCUCAAUUUCCUGGCAGCCAUAGACAGACUUUCCCCUACUCUAUUCGACUUUCUGUUCAACAAGAUUGUCGGCAAGCUGCAGCGCGAGCGCUUCACCAUGCAGCCCGAGUGGAGGCUCUCCCCGGCCCUGCCAGUCAAGUUUGGCGGCGUCAUUGUCUCGGACAACCUCGUCACCAACUUUGCCAACGGCGUCGUCACGUCCGUGCCCGCCGUCCAGUCCAUCCUCGACGGCACCACGGUGCAGCUCUGCGACGGCAGCACAAUCUCCGUAGACAGCAUCAUCUGCUGCACCGGCUACCGCAAGGACUUUGGCAUCAUGGACCCGGCCGCGGACCCGACGCGGGACACGCCCGCGAGCUGGUACGCGCUGCCGGGCUCCUACGGGAAGCCGCUGCCCCGCCUCUACCAAAACAUCUUUUCCCUCGACCACCCGGACUCACUCGCCUUCAUGGGCUGCGUGUGGUUCUUUAGCGGCGCGUUUCCGCUCUACGACCUCGCCUCGAUGGCGGUCGCCCAGGUCUGGGCCGGCCGCUCGUCGCUGCCGCCGGCCGCCGAGAUGGCGUCGGCCGUCGACGCGCACCACGAGCUCGUCUGCGCGCGCGCGAGCCAGGGGCCGACGCCGGGAACGUGGGUGCGGCAGAGCGCGUGGGAGCCGUGGGCGCAGGCGACGGCGGGUACAGGGCUGGCCGAGAACCUGGGCUGGGGGUGGAAGGGCUGGGUGUUUUGGUGGCGCAACCGGGCAUACUACAAGCUGCUCGUGGACGGCAUCUACUCGCCGUUUUUGCUGCGCGUGUUUGACGGCGGCAAGAGGAAGAAAUGGGAUGGCGCGAGAGAGGCAAUUGAGAAGCUGAACCGCAAGUAA
Molecule: messenger RNA, 1554 nt
Organism: Beauveria bassiana ARSEF 2860
Lineage: Eukaryota; Fungi; Ascomycota; Sordariomycetes; Hypocreales; Cordycipitaceae
Product: dimethylaniline monooxygenase 3
Exons: 6
Coding region: 1-1554 (517 amino acids)
Molecular function (GO): NADP binding; flavin adenine dinucleotide binding; N,N-dimethylaniline monooxygenase activity
Source: RefSeq, a predicted model, not a curated record